AUAUUUCGAUAUUUCAGAAGUUUAAUUGUUAGAACAUGGCCGAGCACCCGUCCACGACCCUGUUUCGUGAUUAUAUUCGUAUAGAAACUGUUCAGCCUAACCCUGAUUAUCCUACGUGUAUGAAGUUUCUUGGUGAACAGGCUGAACGGUUAGAUCUACCUUUCAAGAUAAUAGAAUGCGUCGCUGGUAAACCUAUAUUUAUCCUAACCUGGGCAGGAACUCAACCAGACGCUCAAUCAAUCUUGUUAAACUCACACACUGAUGUUGUUCCAGUCUAUCCGGACUCAUGGAAGCAUCCACCAUUCUCCGCAUUCAAGGAUGAGAAUGGUGAUAUAUACGGACGAGGGACCCAGGACAUGAAGUGUGUUGGAAUACAACAUAUAGAAGCUGUCCGUCAACUCAAGGAGUCGGGACGACGGUUGAAACGAACCAUCCACCUCUCCUUUGUACCGGACGAGGAGAUCGGUGGGUUGGACGGGAUGAAGGUGUUCGUCCACACCAAGGAGUUCAAGGACUUGAAUGUUGGAUUUAUCCUGGACGAGGGUAUAGCAGUUCCUGAUGAUACUAUUCCAGUUUACUACGGAGAGAGGAAUGUUUUCUGGAUUGAGAUUAUUUGCCCUGGCAGCCCGGGACACGGUUCCAGGUUCUUGGAGAACAACGCGGCAUUGAAGGCGCAGUACAUGAUCAACAAGCUGAUGGAGUUUAGGGAUAAAGAGAAGAAAAGAUUACUCGAUAAUCCUCAGCUAACCCUGGGGGACGUUACCACAGUCAACCUCACCAUUAUGGAAGGCGGGGUUCAGGCUAAUGUUGUUCCUGAGAAAUUCAAGCUGACCUUCGAUAUCCGUAUCACCCCAACCACCAACAUUCAUGAGUUCGAGAAUAUGAUCAGAGGUUAG
This is a messenger RNA of Eurytemora carolleeae, 896 nucleotides long. RefSeq names its product aminoacylase-1. Gene Ontology annotation, molecular function: aminoacylase activity. The transcript is spliced from 7 exons. The record is from RefSeq and is a predicted model, not a curated record. Lineage: Eukaryota; Metazoa; Arthropoda; Copepoda; Calanoida; Temoridae. Gene Ontology annotation, biological process: amino acid metabolic process. The coding region runs from base 36 to 896 and encodes 286 amino acids. Gene Ontology annotation, cellular component: cytoplasm.